AUGGACGUCGUCCGCGCGCACGCGGCGUCGCUGUCGAGAGAUAUGUCCCCCGCGCGAUCGUCUCGCGCCCUGCGCGCGCUCGUGCGCGCGGACGCGGUGCGAGGGGAGGAUGUGGAACGGAAUCCGGAAUUGUUCUUCGCCGCGCACCGCGCGAUGGCGCUGCGAGCGAACGACCUGGGGCCUGGAUUCUGGAUCCGGUUCACCGUGCACUAUAACCUGUGCGCGGGCACGGUCGUCGCCCUCGGGUCGCGCGCGCAGCGGGCGCGAUUGCGAGGGAUGGCGACGCGCGGGGAGUUGGGGUGUUUCGCGCUCACGGAACGCCUGGCGGGCGUGAACAGCGGGUUGGUGGUGCGGACGACGGCGGAUUGGGAUCACGCGCGGAAGGUUUUCGUGAUAAAUAGUGGCGGCGGAGACGGUGGGGUGAAGAAUUGGAUAUCGCAGGGGUUGGUGGCGGACGUCGCGGUGGUGGUUGCGGAUCUGCGCGUCGGCGGGAAAUCGAGGGGACCGCACGGAUUUCUAGUGCGACUGCGACAGGGGAUGACGCGACGGUUGACGCGAGGGGUGAGCGUCGGGGAUAUGGGGAAGAAGACGACGGGUAAUGAUCUCGAUAACGCGUGGAUUCGAUUCGAUGACGUCGCGGUGCCGCACGACGCGUUGUUGAGCAAAUACGGCGGCGUCGAUCGAAAGACGGGCGAGUACGUGACGAAGAAGGAGGGCGUUCGAACGAUGGACAUGAUCGGGCAGCGAUUGUACACCGGACGCGUCGCCGUCGCGCAAGCCGCGUUGGUGUUCGUGCGAAGGCUUCUCGACGACACGAAGAGGUACUCGGAUCAAAAGAUGUGCACCAUGCGCGGGGCGUCGCCCGCGCUCUCCGACGUCCCGCAGUUACGCGCGCUGUAUCAAGAGGGAUACGCGACGCUCGAUAGGUUGGAUGCCUACGUCGCGGGGUGUGAAAAAGAGUUGUGUACGCAUUUACGCGCGAAAACCAUCCCGAGCGCUGCUUUGACGCAGGCGAUCGCCGUGGCGAAGAUCAAGGCUGUGGAGACCGCCAUCGAUCUCGCGUUUCGGUUAAAGCAAGAGGUGGGAUCGUACGCCCUCAUGAGCGGUACCGGAUUCGACAACACUGAUUUUCUUCAGUGCUGCAAGUUUGCCGAGGGCGACAGUCGCAUUCUCUCGCAAAAACUCGCGCGAGAUUGCUUCACCGCGUUUCAACAGAACGAUCUCGAGAGCGCGACUGGGGUGAAAUCAGAAAUCGAGCUCGAUCUGUGUCAGCGAAUCGAUGAGGUCAUAAAGGACGCCCGCCGAGCGAAUCCGAGAAUCGACAAAAUUGAGGCUUGGGACUGCGCGUGGAGGGACGUCUAUCGCCUCGCUGAGGUCAUGUGCGAACGCAUCAUGCACGAGAGAGCGUUCAAAGCCGAGACGCAUCGAUCGAAACUGUAA
Molecule: messenger RNA, 1440 nt
Organism: Ostreococcus tauri
Lineage: Eukaryota; Viridiplantae; Chlorophyta; Mamiellophyceae; Mamiellales; Bathycoccaceae
Product: Acyl-CoA oxidase/dehydrogenase, central domain
Exons: 1
Coding region: 1-1440 (479 amino acids)
Biological process (GO): fatty acid beta-oxidation using acyl-CoA oxidase; lipid homeostasis
Cellular component (GO): peroxisome
Molecular function (GO): FAD binding; acyl-CoA oxidase activity; fatty acid binding
Source: RefSeq, a predicted model, not a curated record